Colletotrichum lupini is the source of this 2637-nucleotide messenger RNA. RefSeq names its product elongation factor 1-gamma. Gene Ontology annotation, cellular component: nucleus; cytoplasm. Lineage: Eukaryota; Fungi; Ascomycota; Sordariomycetes; Glomerellales; Glomerellaceae. The record is from RefSeq and is a predicted model, not a curated record. Bases 1 to 2637 code for a protein of 878 amino acids. Gene Ontology annotation, biological process: DNA-templated transcription; translational elongation. The transcript is spliced from 9 exons. Gene Ontology annotation, molecular function: zinc ion binding; DNA binding.
AUGUCUUUCGGAAAGCUUUACUGGUACCCCAAGGCGCCUCGCGCCACUCAGUGUCUCUACAUCGCAGAGUACAACAAGCUUGAUAUCGAGUUCGUCGAGGCAUGGCCGAUCAAGGUGGACGCUAGCAAGGGCGGCGUUGGCGAAGAUUACCUCUCAAAGUUCCCUCCAGGCAAGGUGCCUGCCCUCGAGCGCCCCAACGGCUUCACAUUAUUCGAGUGCAUUCCUGUUUCCAUCUACCUCGCGAAGCAGGACCCCAAGACCAAGUUGCUCGGCUCCACCCUCGAGGAGGAGGCCACGAUCCUGAAGUGGGCCUCAUUCGCAAAUAGCGAGCUUCUGCCUCCCAUUAUGGCGUGGAUUAACCCGGUUAUCGGCAAGGCACCUUCAUCACCAGAGAUUCUUGCCGCGGCCGAGAAGAACAGUGAGGGAAUGGUCAGUGUGGUGGAGAAGGCAUUGAGGGACAAGAAGUUCCUCGUUGGCGAUGAGCUCACGAUAGCCGAUCUGUUUAUGAUUGCUGCUAUUGCUAGAGGAUACCAAUUUGUGUUUGCCAAGGAGUGGACGGAAAAGCACCCCGCCAUCCACGCGUGGUACUGGCGCAUCAAGAGCGAUGACAUCUGGAAGAAGAUUGACGGCGAGCCCGAUCUGAGGAAACGACAUGUAGAGAACUGCCAUGUCUCCUCCCAAGCUUCACCACCCAAGACGGCACCUCCUCCUUCAGCCAUGAAUACACCACAUAUCGACUCGCCCAGCACGACCGCUUGGAUGGACGUCUUGUUGACACACCCACCGCCAGCUCAGAAUGAAGUAGCAGAGCCAAUGCAGCAGCACACCCAGACCUAUGAGCCUCCAUCUUCAGGAGUAUCCAGCGAGAUUCGAUGCGUCGAGGCUUUCUUCGAUGGAUUCCAUCGGAACUUUCCCAUUCUACACGAGGGAUCAUUCCAUAUCGUAUCGACACAAGUUCCUUUGUUGAACGUAAUCACCGCUGUCGGAAGCCUCUACUGCGAGUCUCCGUUCGACGAGGCCGCUCGGAAGGCCGUGUUCGAGUCUACUCUAUCUGCACUACAGCAAUAUGUCGAGCAGACCCGAUCACGAUACCAAGAAAUAUGGGUUCUUCAAACUUUUCUCCUCCUUGAGUUCCUAGGCAUCUACGGCGGCAACGACACGAAUUUCCUCAAAGCUCAGCGCAUUCACCGGGACCUAAUUGACGCGAUACGGCUUCUCCAGAUGUCCCAAGACAGUUCCCUAGAGUCUCUGUCUACCAGCUGUGGUGAAGACAGUGGAUAUGGCGAGGAGGGCGACGAAGACGAUAUCAACGAACCGGUCAGCGCCGAAGCGCUCAGUGAUCAAUGGCAGGACUUCAUCAAGAAGGAAUCCAAGAAACGAUGUGUCUACAUGCUCUACCUUCUCGAUUCGCAACUCGCCAUCCUCUGCAACCUCAGACCCAUGCUCUCCUCGCUCGAGAUCAAGUACGAUUUGCCCUGUUGCGAGGAUAUCUGGCUCGCCCGCUCCGACAGAGAUUGGUACGAGCGCCGCCGGCAACGAUUCAAAUCCUUUGACGAGCCCGACGACAAUGCCUAUUCACACGAGACACCCCCGUCGCAAGGCUUCUUCUAUGAAGCUUCGCAGACGCUCCUGCAUUCAGGACGCGGGGACGACAAGGACAAUGGCGGAGGGGAACGGCAGCCCAAGAAACUCAGGCUUCUAUGGGCUUCGCCUUUUGCCGCCGUCAUCCUUGUCACUCAGCUCCAGAUGAUGGCCCGCGAACUCACGCAUGCUAGUUGUCUACUGGAACGGCCCAAAGCACAGCGCCGAGCCCUUUCCAUCUUGACAGACAAGCAGCACGCGCAGAUAUCGCAGGCACUGAAAGGGAUUGCCGAGCUGGUACCGCGUAACCAGAAGCCUGUCUUCAGUUUCUUUGACUUUGGGCGCAUGGACGUCCUUCCAGACGGCUCGGAUCAAACUCCGCUGUGGCACACGUUUUGGAUACUAUGGUACUACACAUCCAUAACUUUAUCGCACCCGGACUCGCUCUUGGUGAGCGGUGUUGUUGAGUCUAACCUUCCUCUGGCGAUAGCUACCGCCGGCCACCUUGCAACACCACGCUCCAAGGACAAGCGAGACAUUUACGAAGACAGGGAUCUCAACGAUCUCGAAAUGGCCCUCGAUCUAUUGAACCCGAUAAAGUCAACCGCACCGCCUUCUCUCGAAAACCCCUUCAUCACACUGCUCGGCUUCAAGAUCUGCCUCGUAGGCUGGCGCCUCGUACGCCUCACAAUGCCCGCGGCUCAGCGUAGUAGCGUCGGCGAUAUGACUGGGCAUGGUGGGAUGGGUAUGGGACUGGGCAUGGGAAUGGGGAACAAUGCCAACAGCCGCUCUAAUCCCAGUCGCUUUGUUCUGGAUGCCAUCAUGGCCUGUGUCGGGAAUGCCGGAGACGAUGAUGUCGAAAAUGCGGCGGCUGCGCUGGCUAUGUUGGAUGACAGGCCUGUUGACCUUGCACGGAGUGAGGUGCGGUUCCUGGAAUGGAUCGUUGCCAACUUCAACAAGCGCACGACUUGGCCGGUUGGGAAGUGGGUGUCUACGGUUAUGGAGGAGAGCCUUUCCAAGGCGAAGGAAGCGUAUGCAGCACCACUUAGUGAAUGA